AAAAAACCCACAGAAACUUUUUUUUCAUCCAGUUCAAGGCAUUGACUUUUUCGAUGAUUCAGAUGCUUUACAAUCAAAUCAAUGAAAAUAAUAAUCAUCAUCAUCGUUGUUUGAUUUAAUUAACAAGAGAAAUAAUUCCGCAGAGAAUUUUCGCUCAAACAAAAAUCUUUUUCAUUUUUGCUCAUCCCGGUCUGUGAAUUUCAUCAAAAAUCAAAAAUCAUUUUUCUUCCCGGCUGUGAUAUUUAUUUACCGUCCACCUUCGAUUUUCUUUUGAAAUCUUUCGUAUUCGAUCUGGUCAACUAAAAAUCAAAAAUCAAAAAUAUGGCUACAUAUCAACUGUUGCCCACCUCUGCAUCAACUUCAUCAUUACAUCAACCACAUCAACAACAAUCACCACCUGUACAACAACGAAAAGCAUUAUCAUUUACAAUACUAAUAUUAAUGGUAGCAACAGCAACAUUAAUAACCAUCAUUCGUUUUACAGUGAAUCCAAAUCUAAAUGGCCAAACAUUUGUACAACCAACCAAUGCAUUUGCAUUACAUUAUCGUCGUGAACAGCAAAUGAUGUUAGCUAAACAGCAACUUGAACAGCAGCAGCAGCAAAAACGUCCAUUAUCGACCUUUGACCGCCGGCAGCCUGUGAAACAAAUUGGCGAUAGUGGUAAUGGUAAUGUAAAAAAUAAAUUUAACACUUUACUAUCAAGGGAUCCAACUUCGGUAAAACUUGUAAAUCUUGUGGCCAACAACAAUGAUGAAAGUAAAAAGGAUGAAAAAAUGAAAAAAUUGCCAUUAAAAUCUUCAUCGUCGUUUUUAACGAAUAAUAAUUCCAAUAACGUGCCAAUCAAUAUACAACCGGAUUUAAAAUUAAAUCCGAUUCAGCAGCAAUCAUAUUCAGUAUCGCCAUCUAGUAAAACAAGUAGUGUUACAAGUUUAAUGGCUGAUCAACGUUUUGAAAAAGAUUAUCGUGAUGAUCCAAUAACCCAAAGUACAGUGAUGGGUUCAUCAACACUUAAUUCUCUUGGGUUGAAAAAAUCUCCCAUAAAAGUUAUUUUUGAUCGAGAAGAUUUAGCUGAAACCGAACGAAUGAAUAUUGAUAAAGAAGAUGGUUGUGGUGAAGAUCAAGGUGCUUAUGCUGAUCUUUUAGUUCUCGUCAAUUCAGCAGUGUUUAAUUUUGAUGCACGUAAUGCAAUUCGUGAAACAUGGGGAAAAUUUUCUAUUGAACGUGGUGCUUAUUUUUAUUUUUUACUUGGUUCAACUGAUGAUCAACGAAUACAAGAUCAAGUACAAGAAGAAGAUUUUAAAUAUGGUGAUAUACUGCAAGGAACUUUCCAAGAUAAUUAUUAUAAUUUAACAUUAAAAACAAUAACAAUGAUGAAUUGGAUAACAAAAAAAUGUUCAAAAAUACGUUAUGUAUUAAAAGUUGAUGAUGAUAUGAUGAUUAAUAUGCAACAUGCAUGUGAUUUUACCGAGAUAAAUCCAAAUUUUCAUAAAGUUAUUAUCGGGAAAUUGGCAAAAAAAUGGAAACCACAUCGUUCACGUGUAUCCAAAUGGUUUGUACCAUACGAAGCUUACAAUCAAACAUAUUUUCCGAAUUUCGUAACCGGACCAGCUUAUUUUUUUACCGGUGAUGCAGCCCGUCCAUUAUGGGAAACAAGUAUUUCAAAUCGUACUACGGCAUUUUAUUUGGAAGAUGUUUUUAUGACAGGAAUUGUUGCCGAAACAGCCGGUAUUAAACGUUAUAAUCAUGCUAUGAUGCGUAAUGUUCAUUUAAAAUUAGAUAGCUGUACAUUUCCAAAAAUUAUGACAAGUCAUAAACAUAAACCAGAUGAAAUAAGACAAUUAUGGAAAUCUCUUUAUUUUUCUGGACAAAAAUGUAUUAAACAAACGAAUAAUAUUGUUCAACGUACAACACCAAAAUCCAAAAUUAUUAUCGUUACAAAUAGCCAAAAUAACAGUAACAGCCAAAAUAAAUCUGAUUCAACAUUAGUGGCCAAAAAUCCAUCAAAAACAUGAUAAACAAGAAGCUUGUUUGUUUUGUAUAAUUUUAGUCAUUUUCAUCGAUUUUUUUUCAUUUU
Molecule: messenger RNA, 2075 nt
Organism: Dermatophagoides pteronyssinus (European house dust mite)
Lineage: Eukaryota; Metazoa; Arthropoda; Arachnida; Sarcoptiformes; Pyroglyphidae
Product: lactosylceramide 1,3-N-acetyl-beta-D-glucosaminyltransferase B-like
Biological process (GO): protein O-linked glycosylation
Cellular component (GO): Golgi membrane
Molecular function (GO): hexosyltransferase activity
Source: RefSeq, a predicted model, not a curated record